Molecule: messenger RNA, 5487 nt
Organism: Zymoseptoria tritici IPO323
Lineage: Eukaryota; Fungi; Ascomycota; Dothideomycetes; Mycosphaerellales; Mycosphaerellaceae
Exons: 2
Coding region: 1-5487 (1828 amino acids)
Biological process (GO): Golgi to endosome transport
Cellular component (GO): endosome; trans-Golgi network
Source: RefSeq, a predicted model, not a curated record
AUGAGCCGUGAGGCUGUGACGGGACGACAGUCAUUUUCACCACCAGAUUCCGGCCGCUCCACGCCCAUUCCUCGGACCACGAGGAAGACUGUCGAAGGCGACCUGUACAAGGCCGACAAGAGUCUCCGCCGAUAUGCUGCAAACAUUGAACGAGCAUUGAGCUCGUGGGAGAUCUCACCGGAAGAAUGGGCCGACUAUAUUGCCUUUUUGGGCAGGUUGCUCAAGGCCAUUCAGAAUCACCCAAAGGAUGCUCCCGUUCUGCCUCAUAGCGAUGCCAUAGCCACACGAUUAGCGCAAUGCUUGAAUCCUGCGCUACCCUCUGGAGUGCAUCAAAAGUCGUUGGAGGUCUACACCUACAUUUUCUCCGCAUUCGGAAACGACUUUCUCGCUGGACUUUUACAUGAAUACCUCCCGGGUCUGACUGCAGUCUUGUCAUUUGCAUCCUUGUCUGUGCGACCAGGCCUCUACAGCUUAUACGAGGACCACAUCAUUUCGCUGCCUCCCUUAUCCCUCCGUCCGGCGCUGAAAUCUUUGACACUCAGUCUGCUACCUGCAUUGGAGGACGAGACCGGUGAGGAUUUCGAUCGGGCCUUUCGCAUUCUGCAAUCUCUGGAGCACGCUUUUACAUCGGACUUAAACACGGAUCAGGACGUGGACGGCUAUUUCUGGCAGUGUCUAUUUCUGGCCGUUGUAACAAGUCCAACCAGACGUCAAGGUGCGCUGAAUUACCUCGUUCGAAAGUUGCCCAAAUUGCCUCCAAAGUCCACUAAGGGUGGGCGAGAAGACGAGCAGACUCGUCGCGGAGCUGAGACUAUCGUCUCGCCGGAACCUGGUUUGCUCAUUCGCUGCUUUGUUUGUGGCCUUUCUGACUCUCAGAUCUUGAUACAAAGAGGUUUCCUCGAUCUAUUGGUGACGCAUCUGCCUUUGAGUUGCGAUGUGCUUCAACAGAGAGUCGGCAACGCCGACCUCGAUCGGUUGGUGACCGCGACCACACUGGUUCUGCUCCGCCGAGAUAUGAGCCUGAACCGACGACUAUGGAGCUGGUUUCUGGGCCCGGAGCCCAAAGAAGAAAUCAACGACAGUCGGACGUCAUCACCAGAGGCCCAUCACAAGGAUUCUCACACAUCAAGUGCCAACACACAAUUGCGCUACUUCUCUUCAUACGGCAAGUCCAGCCUGCAACGAUGCAUACUCGCCAUGCUGCAGGAUCAUGGACAAAGUAAACCAGCCCAGCGCGCGCGACCAUUUCGAGUCUGCCUCUCGCUGAUGGAUCGGUGGGAGAUCGGCGGAUUGCUUGUUCCCGACAUAUUUUUGCCUGCGAUGAGGAGCCUCUAUGAAUACAGCUUGUCAGCACCCUCCAGCGACGUCACUGAAGUCGUGCGGAGCGCAAGCCUAUUCUUUGACGGUGUCGAGGCCAGUUUGAUUUGGGAGUGUCUCCUCGGCAUUGUUCGAGACACCAUGAGUGGAUCGUCACCAAGUCUGAACGGCAUUGAACUGUUCCGGUGGAUCGUCGGGACUUUUAACGUCAAAGACGAGGAGAUGCUUACCGUGCAUAUCCCGAUUGCGAUGCUAUAUCUCCUUGCAUAUGCAACAGGAUCGCCUCAGUCGCCCAAGGCGAAGCUGCAAUUGGUUGGCGCUGCACUGCAACUCUUGAACAUGGUGCCGGCGAGGGUGCUCCAAGCCGGCGACUCUGGAGUAACGAACACGCCCAGUGAAACGCUAGUCCCUGAUGCGACUGUACAGGACGCAAUUCGCGACUUCUACCGGGAUGCGGACCGUGGCGGCGAGAGGCGUCCGCCUUUUGGCAAUGCUGAGAUUUCGCGCCAGCUUUCCCUGCGAAUAGCCUCGGUCCUCACAGACUCAUACACCGCGCUGGACAUGGAUCUUUACUCCGAGUCAGCAGCUCUAUUUCUUGGUCUGCUUUCGAGAACAUCGCACUCACGACCCAAGGGACCGCAGCUGCGCGACACACUGAUCGGCGCAUUCGAGAUAGCCGCCCGCGAGCGGAGGAUCCUACCUUUCCCCGUCAUUUCAUGGACCAUCUCGUUGACUGCUGCCUUGAGCUCUCCCCCACCGUACUUGACAUUGGGAGACAUCGUUCGGGUACAGCCACUACUGACGUCACAACUAUGGGAGUACAUGUCUCCAUCGAUGCCGAAGUACCAUGUCGAAGCAGUGAAAGCAUUCUGGCAGCUCGAGAAGCUGGUCGAUUCCGGCGAUGCAAUGACUGCGACCCUCGCAACUCUCAUGCGAGACAUGCCACCGACGAUGGAACAAUCUCAAGAUGGCAGCGCAGAGGCAAUUCGCCGCUUCACGGUCCUCUGGCGGCAUUCCGUCUUGUCUCCAAAUACCGCUACGGGUGGCGGGCGCAAGAGCAGCUCCAUCUCGAUAAUUACCGACGCAAAGCAAGCAGCACGGCAUCUGGACAUUCUGGAACACCCUUUAGUCUUGGUCCUGGAUGCUUUGGCAAGUCCCACCAAUCCUACAUUCGAAGUCGCAAGAAAUUGGUUACAGAGUGUUGCGAGCCUCGAGCAUGUUUUCCAGAUCCUCCUGCGGCGCCUCAACGAGUGCAGUACAGCAAUUGCAUCGCUAGAGAGUGCCGAUACGAGGUCUCAAAAACGCGACCAAGAUGGACUCCUGCGGGAGCUGGACUACAUUUUUCAUCACUUCGAGAAUCUACUUGAGCAUGGCAGUCAGUGGACAUGGCGCUGCUUAAGCAGCAGUUUCACCUUGAACGAGGCCAAGACCGACGAGAAAGAUGGACUUCAGGUGCUCGCCGAGAAGUGCGUAGCACUGCUCUGUAGCGACCGCCAUCCGUCGGAAUCGCUGAACAGACGACUCAUAGCAGUGCUGGAUCUGCUCAUCUCUGGUCCGGUAUCCGAACAGCUAAAGGCACUGCAGCUGGAAGUAGCGCUCUUGGACCGCCUCAUGAGUUGCAUUAAAGGAUCUAUGAGUACGCUCCAAGGCGGAAUGCUCAGGGUGACCCAUCUUGCCUUGAAGCUCCGCCUCUCUACCACCUCUCUCGGCGACCAGACGGGAGAACCACAACGAGCUUCGUCUUCGACAAGGAAGCCGUUGGUCAUAGCUUCAAGCCAGGCCGCGACCUCGGCGUCUUCUCUACCGCAAAAUCUUGGGCCGCCACCUUCAUUGUUCAAGUGCCUGCAACUAGGCUUCGCGAGUUCCCGGACACGCAAUCAUCUCGAUCAGUGGCUUCAAUUUCUUGCUGAUGUCCUUCCGAUGUUUGCCGAUGCGAUCUUUGCCAACCUCUUACCUCUCGUCGAAUGUUUCUGCAAAGAGCUGCUCAAGGCGCAUGGAGAGAUGGUCGCAAUCUCGCGGAAAGAGAGUACUGCCAGUGCUACAGCUUCGGAGUCGGUCAUCAUGAGCCUGCUGGAGGGCUUAGAGAUGGUGCUUGAUCGGGCGUACCAAUGCUUGAUGGUCGAAAGUGCCGAUGAGCCCGCUACCAAAGAAGCUGACACCAAGCCGGGCUUCUUCGGAAAUGUCGCGGCUGGCAUGUUCAAAGCUGAGGGUCCUCCGAGCAGGACUUCGCAGGCAAAUAGUCGCCUGACAGUCAUUCUCACCUUCCAAGACAGCAUCCGCGUGGCGCUGAAGAUGUGGCUGUGGGCGAGCAGUGCUGCGGACUCCCUCCACUUCGACCCCUCCAGUUCUGCUACGACAUCGUACAAUGCGCUAAAGGUGCGCAACAAGACUCGCCAUCUCCUUGAGGAGAUCUUCUCGAUUGAGCCGCUGGAAAGCCUGGAGGUUGUGAUGAAACAUUGGUGCACUAUGACAGAAGACUCUGAGGCGUCCGCCACUCUGUCUGUCCUUCACGUUAUGCAAGUAACGAGACCGAAGAACGUUGUGCCCGCAGUUCUGGAUGCACUUUGCAGUCGCACAAACGCAAUUACUCUUCCGGCUCCUCGACAGUCUAGUCUGACCACGGAUCUCUCACCCUCAGACGUGGCGAUCUUCCUGACGGCAUACCUCGCAUCCAUCGAAGACGAUGCCAUGGACGAAGUUUGGCCCGACUGUUUGACAUUCUUGCGGGAUGUGCUUUCAAAUCCACUCCCACAUCGACAGGUCUUGCCGCACUUGCUUGCAAUCAUCUUACUGCUAUCCGACAAGCUGAACAACACGAAUUUUGGUGAACAGAAAAAAAUGAGACGAGAACUCGGCGACAUCUUUCAGCGACUUCUCGCCGCCACUUUCACCACCUUGCCAUCUGGCUACGUAACCGAGCCUGUACUGCAAGAAGAUGCGAAAGGCGACCGCGCCUCGAGACACGCCACGCUUGAGCACUCCAUGACGCUUUUGCCAGUCCUCAUUCAGGUCACAGAUAGGCUGGACCUGAUCUUAGAAACGCAGGAGAGGAUCGCAACCACCAUCAACACCAUCACAGGAAGUCUCAUCUCCUCAAUCUUCCGCGCGAGAUCAUUUCCGAAGAAUGUCGGUAAGGAUGUGCUUACUCUACUCGUCAACAUGGCCCGCAAGGCACCGGGUGCAAAGCCAUGGAAGAAAGAGAUUUCCGAUGCCUUCAACGAUACUAAGAUCCUGUCUGCUCCGCCUGAGCUCAUGACUACAGGAUGGUUUCCAGCUUUUCACCAGUGGUCCCUCCACGACCGUGAGCGCAUGCCCGAACUCCUCUCCCGGCUCACUCCUCCCUCAAUCGCAGGCAUCAUGUUCGGCGUCGGAGCCAGCGCCGCCCGCCUCGAAGCCGAUCGCAAAACCCAGCUCAACCUCCGCAGGAUCUGCCUCCUUCUCCUGGCAUCUCCCGAAGAUACGUAUGUCGCAAACCUUCGUCCGCUGGAGGAGAAACUCGCUGAGUUGUUCGACGCUACACCGUCUUCUUCGCCUUCCUCGGCGAUCAAGGCCGAGCUGUUUAUGCUUUGCAGGACGCUCACGGUGUCUGUAUCUCCAUUCCACCUUGCACCAUUGUGGCCCGUCAUCAACGAUAAGCUACAGUCGGCGCUGCUUUCCUUGCUGCCAACCGCGAAGAACGAACCACAGGGCUUCAACAAUUUGUCCCUCUUUCAAGCUUGUAAACUGCUUGACACUCUGGUCGCUGUUUCUCCGGAUGAGUUCCAACUCCACGAGUGGCUGUACAUCUCCGAUACCAUCGACGCCGUCUACCAGCCUUCCGACUUCGUUCCUGCCGCACUGUCGGAUCAUCUCUCCGGAGCUCUGGCAUCGAGCGGUAUUGACGACACACUCCUCGCCACGACCUCGAAUAGCAACGUGGCUGGUUUGAGCCCGCGUGAAGCACAAAGAGGGCGGCGCUGGUUGCUGCUAGGCGAUGAUUUGAAUGUCGACAAAGAUGACAUCAAAGCUUUACCGCGAGAGGAGUUUGUGGCACAGGUCAUCAGGCCGUUUCUGAGUCAAUUGAGCAUUCACGCUUACGAAGGGGUGUACAGUCUGGAUGAAGUGGAUAGGGAGGCGCUGAGGAGGAACCUGCUGGGCGACCUGCUGGAUGGAGGAAGCGUGGUUGAAUGA